AUGCUUAGAGCAGCUAUAACAAGAAGAUGUACACGUUCAUUUCAUAAAUCAUCGGUCAAUCAUGCAGCUUCAAUUUUUAAAAUGCCUGCAAUGUCACCAACAAUGACCGAAGGGGGUAUUGUUUCAUGGAGAAUAAAGGAAGGGGAUACAUUUAAUGCUGGUGAUCCAAUUUUAGAAGUUGAAACUGAUAAAGCAAAUUUAGAUGUUGAAGCUGCUGAUGAUGGGAAAUUAUGGCAAAUUUUAGUACAAGAAGGAGCUAGUGGAAUACCAGUUGGAAAAGCAAUUGCUUUUCUUGCUGAAGUUGAUGAUGAUUUGAAUAAUUUGGAAAAACCAAAAAUAGAAGAAGAGAAACCAAAAGAAGAACCAAAAGAAGAACCAAAAGAAGAACCAAAAGAAGAGAAAAAAGAAGAGAAAAAGGAGUCAAAAUCAAAUAAAGAACCAAAAUCAGAACCAAAAUCAUCAAAACCUGUCAAGUCCGAAGGUAUUUUGCAAAAAGCAAAUCCAAAUCAAAAAUUAUCUCCAGCAGUUGAAUUAUUAUUACAUGAUAAUAACAUUUCUGAAGAAGAUGCAAUUUCCAAAAUACAAGCAUCUGGUCCAAAUGGUAGAAUAUUGAAAGGUGACGUUUUAGCAUAUCUUGGAUCAAUUCAAACAGAUUCAGUUGUCAAACUUACAGAAUUUUUAAAAUCAAGAGAACAUUUAGAUUUAUCGAAUAUUGUAGUUGCUGAAAGUAAACCAAAAGAUGAAGUAAAAUCUGAACCAAAGAAGGAAAAACCAAAACCACAAAAUAUAUUACAAUUCGAAUUAUCUUCAAGUUUACAAGAAGGUGUUUCAAGAGAAGACUUUGAGUUUGCAUUUGACAAAUCAAUUCAAUCAGCUAUUCAACAUACUUAUGCACAUAAAUAUCCGGAAUUUUCCAAUUCGCCUACUGCAUCGUCAAUUUACGAUAAAUACGACGUAUUUGAGGAUAUUAUUUCGCCACCCGUCACAAAAGAUAGAUUCAAAGUUUAUGACGUUCAAUUUAAAUUUCAAAAUAAAUCUAUACAACAAUCAUACACAAAUUUUGAUGAAAUUUUAGGUAUAUCAAGACAAAUUCCAAACUCAUCAUCAAAUGAAAUUUCAUCAGAAGUUAAUAUUCAGUUUAAAGUUAAAUAUGAUACUAAAUUACCAGACUCGAGACAAUUUGUCGAAUACUUCGAGAAAUCAUUAUUAUCACAAGUACCACCAUCCAAACUCAAAAUUACCAAUUGA
This is a messenger RNA of Insectozyma verbasci, 1248 nucleotides long. Lineage: Eukaryota; Fungi; Ascomycota; Pichiomycetes; Serinales; Debaryomycetaceae. The record is from the annotation of a GenBank genome assembly.